This is a messenger RNA of Schistosoma curassoni, 1719 nucleotides long. Lineage: Eukaryota; Metazoa; Platyhelminthes; Trematoda; Strigeidida; Schistosomatidae. The record is from the annotation of a GenBank genome assembly.
AAGACAUCGCGCGUGAACUGAACAUUUGCAGUACAUAAUAAAAGUAGUUUAUUCAAGUGUUGACCGAAUAGGAAAAGAGGGGAAUUAUUAGAUAUAUGCUCACAAAGGAAACCAACAGUCUUAGUUAACGUAAUUUACUCUGGUACGGUGACCUAGUCGUUAGUGGAUACAGCCCCCAACCGCUAAGCCUUGGUUCGAAUUCCGAUCGGCCCGCUUCGACUUCAGCCACCGGAUAGUAUCAUUAGCCUUCACACUUCGAGCUUGAAUCAUACUCAAAUAUCUAGUGAACAAACUAAAAAAUGAAAAUCGUCAUAAUAAUUUAUUUAACAUUUAUUUGUUAUUAAACAAUGAUAUAUAUGAUUAGUGAGAUUCUCCAUUAACGAAUUACACCCGUGACUGUUACAAAUAAAUUUGUACUGGCGAAUUAAUUGCGUUUGAGUGUGUGCAUUCGAUUCCAGUUCUAACAAAUCUUUGUAAGGUGGUUGCCACGGUAACAAGUUUUGAUUUAAAUUCUUUUAGAUGUCACGUCUGUCAGUUAACCACAGGUUAGAGACCAUUGUAUCAUUGGAUACGAAAACAAAAGAACUGAUUGUUGAAAUUGAAAACAUUAGUAAAGGAAUCAAUAAUACGAAAUCUUGUCGAGAAAAACUAGAUUGUUACCAAACUAGAAUUAGAGAGAAUCUCGUAACUAUUAAUUCGAUUUUGGAUGAAUUGCAAACGUUCGGACGUGAAACAAACAUUUCAUCUACAAACAGGACACUGUAUGAAGCAAUUGUUCAGAAUAAAAAACAACUCUUUACACUGCAGGAUCGAUAUCGUAAGGCUAUCUUUGCAGCCAAUUCAACUUUAGAAACUGUUGAAAGGGCUGAACUUACUAAUCGUUCGUCAAGAACUGAAAUCGGUAACAAGAUUUCCAAUUUAGAAGAACAGUAUCAAAACUCAUUGGAACUUACUCAAGAUAUGACGAGGUAUGCUAGACUUCUAGCGGAAGAAGUUCAACGUGGAGCUGUUAAUGCUGAAUUACUUGAAAAUUCGUCAAAUAAAUUAAUCUCGAAUUAUUCUGAACUGAAAGAAAUGGCUGGACAUAUGAAUCAGUCGAAACAUUUAACAUCUUUAGCUCGUCGGCGUCGUUUUACAGAAAGAGUGCUUUUCUUUCUAGCAUUUUCAUUUUUCUUUUUAAGUUGUGGAACUAUAUUUUUACAUAGGAUACCUAUGGGACAUUGGUUUUUGCCAUCUAGUUAUUAGUUUUCUAAUAAUUGUCUAGUUUUCUAUGGAAUUAUUUAUGCAUAAUUAAAUUGAGUUACUUGUACAUCUUCUUUGCGUUGUCCUUUACCUAUUACAUUAUUUCCUUAAUUCUGUUAUCUCGAUUCCUCUUCGACUUUUUUUCUAUACUCUUCAAUUCAAUCUCCUGCUACCAGGCAUUCCACUUCUGAUUGGGGAUACAUACUACUUAUAUCUGUCAGCCCAAGUAGCAUACACCAGAUGUAUAUUACUACAGAUUCUAUUUUUUAUGUAUAAAAACUACUGUUCGUCUUAAUUUCAAUGUAUAAAUUAAACUAAUAUUUCCGAAUGUUUGUUUUUGGUUAUCUUUGUAUAACUGUAUGAAACAAAUAUAUUAAUUUUUUCAUAUGGUAAGUUACCCAAAUUGAUUACCUUCUUAUCAGCCUAACUUAGACAGAAAUCGAUUGUUCAGCAGGUCGAUCAAUCUGUGCUAAUCUU